CUUCGUGAUAGAUAGAAGUUUGCAAUACCGGCAGCAUUAUUUUCAAUUACUGUUUGUGUUUCGCUCAUUUAGUCUUAACCCAUUCGUGUUUUUGGUCAAAUAAUAAUCCACUAGUAACAGCUUUUUGGAUACCAAACCUACCACAGGAAACUAUUUUGUAUUUGAACACUGUGUCUUACAAAACAUCAAGAUGGCGACUACUAUGCCCAUAAACCCAAAGCCGUUCCUCAACAGCCUAACGGGGAAAUCUGUAAUUGUGAAGUUGAAGUGGGGCCAGGAAUACCGAGGGUUCUUGGUGUCGGUAGACAGCUAUAUGAAUCUCCAAAUGGCCAGCACAGAAGAGUGGGUGGAUGGCAAACAGACAGGCGAGCUGGGAGAAAUACUGAUCCGAUGCAACAAUGUAUUAUACAUUCGAGGUGCUGAGGAGGACGAUGAGGAAGGAGAGAUGAGAGAAUAAACAGUGUGCAUUAGCAAACAGACUGAAGUCUCUGACUUUCCAUUCCAAUGAAACUUGAGUGUGUGAAAAGUAUUUUGUGUACAUUUGUUUUGUUUCAACAUUCAACCAUCAUGUUGAAAAUUACUUAAUAUUUAAAUAAAUGAUUUUUUUAGUCAGUUU
Messenger RNA from Macrosteles quadrilineatus (aster leafhopper), 616 nucleotides. RefSeq names its product small nuclear ribonucleoprotein F-like. Gene Ontology annotation, cellular component: U1 snRNP; catalytic step 2 spliceosome. NCBI's taxonomy places the organism in Eukaryota, Metazoa, Arthropoda, Insecta, Hemiptera, Cicadellidae. Gene Ontology annotation, molecular function: RNA binding. Gene Ontology annotation, biological process: spliceosomal snRNP assembly; mRNA splicing, via spliceosome. The record is from RefSeq and is a predicted model, not a curated record. The transcript has 2 exons. Bases 191 to 457 code for a protein of 88 amino acids.